Molecule: messenger RNA, 1697 nt
Organism: Brassica rapa (field mustard)
Lineage: Eukaryota; Viridiplantae; Streptophyta; Magnoliopsida; Brassicales; Brassicaceae
Product: E3 ubiquitin-protein ligase ATL41-like
Source: RefSeq, a predicted model, not a curated record
ACUUACAUUUGGUCACGUUUCAGUUUUGAUUAGCAUUCAGUUAAUUAUGUUAUUAAACAGUGCUUGGGCUUAAAUUAUAUAAAUAUAUGCUUUAUUCAUCAAUAUCUUAUACAUACUCUAUGUAGAAAAGUGUGAUGAUGGUUACCAUAUACUUAUCUUAUUGCAUAUAGUCAAAUCUUCUUAAAUCUAUGCAGCUAUAUUAAUGAUCCUAGUUGGCUGAUUAGCAUAAAAGAUUAUCCCCGCGGGGAGUUGAUCAUUUUAAAGUCAAUACAAAAUCAUAGUACUCCUUAUGAAUCUAAAGUAGUAGAAGUUAAUAUAUCGUUGUUUUACAGAUGAAGUAAGAAUAUGCAUAUAUGAUGCAUUAUCCGAUGUUUACGUAAUCAAAAACAACUGAAAAGAGGGAAACAUAGUUAAAAUUUAAUUAUUGUUUUCGGAUCAGAGUUCAUGUAUGGACCAUGUGACAUAAUUGAUAAUAUCAGUUACAAAUAGAGAGAACUUACAUACAUCUCUAUGGUAGAACACCUGGCAUAAAAACCAAACAAAGAAAAACUCUUUAUGAUGCAUCAUCUCCUUUGACCUGCCGUAAGACGGAUUCGGGUCAACCGAUUUUAAAAUUUGCGGGGCGGGUGCGGGUCGUACGUAUCUUUAUCCAUCUAGUUUUUUUCCUACCCCACAAGCAGCAAUUAAAGUCUUGAACUAAUUCUAUUGGUUAACCGAUUCAAAUCCACCCUGUUAUUUUAUUCAAAUGAUUAUAUGAUAAUGUUUUCAAGUUCAUUAGUCUUAUUUCAACGCUCCAAAUAUAUUCUAAGAGGUUGUCAAUUCUCAGUGAUCUAUACAUAAAAAGGGUUACAUGUAAAUGUCAUUUGAUUUGUAUUACUAAUCUUUGAGAACCAUUUUUGUAUAGAUCAAAGAGAUGGGUUUCAACGACCCUUCGUUAAACUCAAUCAUCCUUUGGUUUGCCGCCGUAACGUCUCCCUUAAUUAUCUCCGUUAUCUUCAUCUUUUUAUGCAUGUGUUUUCUCAAACGCCGUAGGUUUGUGGAUGCAUUACCGGAAACAGAAGACGACCACCACCACAGAAGAGAAACACCGUGCCAAGGGCUUAGCGCUUCUGUGAUUGCCGCCUUUCUGACCUUUUCUUACAAACCGGACAAUAAUGAUACCGAGAGCAACAAUCAAGAGAUAGAAUGUCCGGUUUGCUUAAGGUUAAUCCCUAAGAAUGUCGUUAUUAAGGUUUUACCAAAUUGUAAGCACAUGUUUGAUGAGGACUGUAUUGGUAGGUGGCUCGAAACUCACGUAACUUGUCCUGUGUGUCGUAGAAUGGCUGAGCCCAUGGCUAGCACUGGGGACAAGGUCUUAGAAAGUAUAGUAUAGUUGAUGGUCUUAAUUAUAUAUGUUAAUCUAUAUAGUUUUCCUUUUUGUUAGUUGUAAUAUAUAUGAAUGAUAUGGAAAUUUACAAAUGAUAUAACUCAACAUGCGCAGCUUUGAGUCAUAGUACUUGAAUUUCGAUCAAGUGAAAGACCCAAUUUUGAUUUAGGUCGUGAAGUUUUUUUUUUUUUUUUUUUUUUUUUGGUCAAAGGUCGUGAAGUUAUGUAUAGCUCGUUCUUCCAUUCGUUAUACAAACUCUGUACUACUAUCUCAGAUGGAUAACUAUAACAAUGUCAAAGCCAACAAGAAAUGGUGGUAUGUUUAGAAUUUU